AUGGAAUCUCCCACCAGAGAUCAGAAGCGCGCUCCCUCUGGAGCCGAGUGGGAGAGACUUCGGCCUGACUUCACUCGUCUGUACAAAACAGAAAACCGUCCCCUGCCCGAAGUUAUGAAAAUCAUGAGGGAGCAGCACGGACUGUGGGCAAGUGAGAAGAUGUAUAAAAACAAAAUCAAAGCCUGGGGUUUGAGGAAAUACCUCAAGGAGGGCGAGGCUAAGCAGAUCAUAGAAGGCGAGGUUCCGACAACCAGGAGAGAUCUAGAUCUGGACGUUCUGAAGAGGAAAGCCGAACGCGCUUUGAAGCGGAAGCGAAGUCGCAAGUCAUCCCAGCCGCAAGCUUCGCCGCAAGCUUCUCCGCUAGCUUCAGAGUCAGCACCGACAGCCUUAUCUCCUGCAGCUUUCCCAGAUUCCCAAGCGCUGGUACCAUACAAUCAGCCAGCAGAAAUGCGCCAGGCCUUCGUCGUUCCGUCGCCUGAUGGAUUUCGUAUUGCUAGUGUCGCCGAGCAAUUCCUCUUCAACCUGCGCGGAUGGACCCACGACGCGUUUAUCCACGGUGAUUGGGAUGCCAUGUCUACUACUCGACACAACCGCGGCCGCCAGGCGUCACGUAUGCUCUCCUCGAGUCUAACCGCAGGGAUCAACCUUUUCGAAAAUGGAAAGCAGGACCUUGCCUGGGCACAAUGGGGAAAGGCCUUUGCAGGUUUCCAGAACCCCGAACUAUUUAAGUCCUGGUAUUACGAGAUACCAAUGGCCUUACUUUUCGAAGUGAGUCGGGUGGCCGUCAGUGGCCACCCGAAGCUCGCUGCGCUGCUCCUCGGAAGCGUCAAGCGAUGGGCGCAUACAUUUCUGGAUCCAAAGGAUUCGCGCCACGCCCUCUUCAGCAUCUUUGGAGAUCUUCAAGUCGACCAACUACAAGACCUAUACAAGCGCGCAGCACGCUCGAUGUACGAUGGUCUUGAGACACGAAUUGACAAGCGCAACAAGCUCUUAUAUGAAGUCCGGCUCAAUCGGGCUCUGGACCUGCUAUGGUAUGAUUCGGAAACAGAUUUGACGGAAUGGCUUCCACAGAUCUCGGAAGUCGACGCUGUGUCUCCAGGAUUGUCCGUCUACUUCCUGCUUCUACAAGCCUACAGACUUGUCAGUCAGGACCAAUACGAACAAGCUGAAGACAUCUGUUCCCAAGUCCAGCGCAGGCUAUCAAUCUUGAAAGAGACUCCAGGAAGCAUUGAUCUCUGGCGCGUAGGACUUGCUUAUCGCAGACUGGGGCGAGCACAGUAUUCCAAAGGGCGCUUUGCAGAAGCGCGUCGGAGUUUCAAUACGGCACUAAAAUAUGUGCAGAACAACAAUGAGCUAUCAAAGUCCGUUCUGAUUGAGAUAUGCCAGCGACAGCAAAGCAUGGCAAACAUGAUGCAAGACACCGAGGAUGUCUUCUUCUGGACCCAGAUGCUCCAGUCGUUGGAGCAGGACACCAAAGCACAUGUAAUCGAGGAAAUUGACGACGUACACAAGGGCGGAGAUGGAAUUGGGACCGAAGGCGAAAGGCUUCCAGGGAAAAAGAGGCGAAUAUCUCCUCCUAGCCGAAGUUCCACGCCCGCUCGACGGGGUACCUGGUGA
Messenger RNA from Fonsecaea multimorphosa CBS 102226, 1617 nucleotides. RefSeq lists its product as uncharacterized. The record is from RefSeq and is a predicted model, not a curated record. Gene Ontology annotation, molecular function: protein binding. NCBI's taxonomy places the organism in Eukaryota, Fungi, Ascomycota, Eurotiomycetes, Chaetothyriales, Herpotrichiellaceae. The coding region runs from base 1 to 1617 and encodes 538 amino acids. The transcript has 2 exons.